CUCCCUGGGCGUCACAUGGGGGAGGCUCCGGGGCCGCGUGCCGGCCUCUGCGCAGCCGCAGGGAGAGAGAGAGGGAGGGAAAGAGGGAGGGAGGCAGGCAGCCCGGCAGAGGAGCAGUCAGAGGCAGCAGCAGCAGAAGCAGCCAGAGCAGCAUCGCUUGGGCUGAGCGGAGGAAGCACUUGCCUCGCUCCCUUGACUCCCAAGAGCAUCUCCCAGUUGUGUCUCCCUCAGACUACACUGGCACCUUCUUGCCUAGGGUUUCCUAGGGGAAGUGCAUUGAGCAGCACUUGGAGGGGCUGCAGAAGAAGAGAACCAAGGGGAAGAGGAGGAGAAGAAGGGGGCAACCUUUGGCAUCCCUUCCCUCCUGCCUCAUCGCAAAGGAUGGCCGCUUUGGACAGCAACAACAACGCGCCUGGUGGCGUGAUCAGUUAUAUUGGCUCCAAUGGUUCUUCACCAAGCCGCACCAGUCCCGUCUCUCUCUGCGGCAGUGACAGUUCCAAUGGCAGUUGCCAACUUUCCUCGCAGUCUGCUUUCCCCAGCUACUUUCCACCUUCACCCACUGGAUCCCUAGGGCAUGACUCUGGUCGCCCAUACGGAGGGAGUUCAGCUGGGCUACGUGAUGACGCCUCUCCUUCCUCUUCCUCCUCGUCAUCCUCCUCCUAUAGUUCUGGAGGCUCACCAGGAAGUUUGCAGGUGGCUGUGGAUGAUGGAAGACGCGUAUCUCCAACCAAAAGCACCAGUAGCAACAUCACAAAACUCAAUGGGAUGGUCCUCUUGUGCAAAGUCUGUGGGGAUGUUGCCUCUGGUUUCCAUUAUGGCGUCCAUGCUUGUGAAGGCUGCAAGGGUUUUUUCCGGCGCAGCAUUCAGCAAAACAUCCAGUACAAAAAGUGCCUCAAGAAUGAAACCUGCAACAUUGUACGCAUCAACCGGAACCGCUGCCAGCAGUGCCGUUUCAAGAAGUGCAUGGGAGUUGGCAUGUCCCGCGAUGCUGUACGCUUUGGGCGUAUCCCCAAGCGUGAAAAGCAGAGGAUGUUGGCCGAGAUGCAGAGCGCCAUGAACAACAUGGCCAACAACCAACUGAGUGCACAGUGUCCACCUGAGAACAUACAAAUGGGACACCCGCAAGUCACGACCAGCCCCCUGCAGUGCCACCAGCCCCAGAUGGCACCCUGCUCCCCGCCAUCCCAUGCAGUCUCGCCACCCCAACAGCCUCUGUGCUUCUCCCAGUUCUCCCAGCAACUGACACCCCCGCGCUCCCCCAGCCCCGGCGAUGUAAUGGAAGACGUAAUCUCGCAAGUAGCCAAGGCCCACAAGGAGAUUUUUGUUUAUGCCCAUGAUAAACUGGCCACAGGCACCCCACCAUCCUUGGGGAGUGACAACUCUCCUACUUGGGAAAACAGCUGGUUGACCAGCAACCACCACAACAAUGGGCUCUGCCCUCAGAAUGACAAUUGGAACUCUGAUUCUUCCUCCCCCAACAAUGUCUGUCACCAGAACAACAUGAAUGGACAUCGAUUUUGCCCCUCCAACUAUUUGUCUGGGCAGACAGAUCCUUCCACCGGGCAAGGUUGCCCACGGCAAGCAGACCCCAGAGAUAUACUCUUGGCGUGUCCUAUGAAUUGUCACCCUUACGGUCGCAGUGGCCGCACGGUCCAAGAGAUAUGGGAGGAUUUCUCAUUGAGCUUCACACCUGCUGUGCGAGAGGUUGUGGAAUUCGCAAAACACAUCCCUGGUUUCCAAGAGCUGUCACAACAUGACCAGGUCUCGCUACUCAAAGCCGGUACAUUUGAGGUGCUGAUGGUUCGGUUUGCCUCCCUGUUCAACGUCAAGGAGCAGACUGUGACGUUUAUGAGUCGCACCAAGUACAGCCUUGAGGAACUAUGGGGAAUGGGCAUGGGGGACUUGUUGACAUCCAUGUUUGAAUUCAGCGAGAAGCUUGGUUCUUUGGAGCUCUCUGAAGAAGAGUUGGGGCUCUUCACAGCCGUCGUGCUGAUCUCAGCAGAUCGCUCUGGCAUUGAGAACCAGGCAUCAGUGGAGCAGCUGCAGGAGACACUAAUUCGGGCUCUUCGGGCCCUCAUCCUCAAGAAUCACCCCCAGGAGACUUCCCGCUUCACCAAACUACUCUUGAAGCUUCCUGACCUGCGCACCCUCAAUAAUAUGCACUCUGAGAAGUUGCUCUCCUUCCGCAUUGAUGCACAGUAGAUGGAAAGCGAGACCCACACAUUUCUACUGUCCCACCUUUCUUCCUUUCUUGCCUUCCCUGCAUCGUUGCACUAACCAGACUGCCCUCUGGGCCUGGACCCAGCUAACUAUUUAUACUGGUGUAGCAUCUGCUGCCCCCACCUGUACAGAAGCAAGCAGAACUGCCGUUUUUUGUAAAUAUUACCUUAUGUAUAUUGGAUUUGUGUGAAUAGUAUGGCACUCUUCCCUGCAGUGGUGCCAACCACAUGGGAAUAAUAUAUUGAAAGCAAAAUG
Messenger RNA from Anolis sagrei ordinatus, 2475 nucleotides. RefSeq names its product nuclear receptor subfamily 1 group D member 1 (gene NR1D1). Gene Ontology annotation, biological process: hormone-mediated signaling pathway; negative regulation of transcription by RNA polymerase II; response to leptin. NCBI's taxonomy places the organism in Eukaryota, Metazoa, Chordata, Lepidosauria, Squamata, Anolidae. The record is from RefSeq and is a predicted model, not a curated record. Gene Ontology annotation, molecular function: nuclear receptor activity; RNA polymerase II cis-regulatory region sequence-specific DNA binding; zinc ion binding.